GCACAUUUAUGAGCCAUCUUUGUAUAUAAGAUCGCCAUUUGUUUGAUUGCCUCUAGAUCCCGGAGAGUGGAGCAUUGGUACACCACGACUCCAACUGGAAGCACCUCUGGGCUGCACCAGAAAACCCCCGUACAGCUCCCUCGCCAGGUCUCCCCGGGAUCCGUGUUUUGCAUCGCUCCUCAAUUUGCAUUUCUUCCUCAGAUUUUCCGUGCGACGGGUUCAGCCGCUCGAAACCAGCGGGCGCACCACGGCUCUAUUGUACGUGCGCCUCCAUUUCCAAAGCAAUACGCACAGAGAAGAAACCUCUGGAAAUUUUGAAUAAUGUUGCCGAAGCUCCACGAGCGGGGAAACUGAGGACAUUUUGAUUUAACUGUUAUUGCUGUUGCGUACCUACGGAGACAGACACGUGUCUUCGGGGUAAACAGAAAAGGGCUAGAUCGUGUCCGCAGAUAGCGUUGUGGUUUUUUCUCCCCGUUUUGUUUGUUUUAGACGGCCGAGUUCAAGCUUGGCGAGGAGCUAUACAUUUCAGUUCGUGCGCCUUGGUGAUAAAGACGCAUUUUGGAGAUGUCGGAAGUGCUACCUUUCAACGAAGAAAAAAUGAAUCAUUAUGGAAAUGAGGGCGACGAGGGACACCUUUCCUUCACCUGUCGUCUUCAAGACACCAACAACUUCUUCAGUGGCUCACAGAAUAAACGUCCGCCGAAACUCGGACAAAUAGGCAGGAGCAAACGGGUUGUGAUUGAGGAUGAGAAUGGCGACAACGAAGCACUGAAAAAUGGAACAGAGAAGACCCCGGCAGAGGCUUAGAGCGCACGGCUCACCGACCCCCAAAAGACACUCUUGAAAUUUUUUAUGGCGAUAUUUACCAGUUUUAAUCCAAAGACACUGUAUAUAAGCACUUUCUCUCAUGUGGCAGCAAGCAGCACUUCCACGCCCUCCUCUCCCAGUCUGUCAUGGCCAUCCGGGUGACACACACUGGCAGGGGAGGGAGAUGGCAGCAAAGGAGACCCCCAGGUGGACCCCCCCGAGACACACACACACACACACACACUCACACUCUUUCUCUCAGAUAAACAAACACACCCUUGAUUACAGGGUUUCGCCAUAAAUCCAAAAGCGAGAGAAGACAACAAGAGGAGGGGGGGGCAGGGGCGAGGUGGAGGAAGGAGGCGACGCUGUCGAAAUGCAGAAAUCAGGGACAGGUUACAGAAAUAAAUCUGAUAUAGAAACUAAAGCACACACUUCUCCUAUAUCUUAUCAAUCAAACCUAUGGUACCAUUCUUUCUGCUCUUCAUUUUGAGGGCAAAUGAAUAACAGAGUUUGUAAAUAUGGAAAGGGUAGCCCAUAUUUUCUUGCACAAAGUGGGAAGCGGUAAACUGGUUUGUUCUCUGUGUUGAAGACUUUAUUGAUCCUUUGGAAUAUGUCUUUUGCAGUGACUUAAGGCCCGAGGGAGGGUUUUUUUGUAUGUCAAGAAAACUUUUGAGUGAAUGAGAGUGACAUUUUUUUUUCACUUUAUAAUUCUUGAUGUUGCCUGAGUGUUUUUUGUUACCAUACUUUGCAGCUAACAAGUCAUUUAUAUACAGUGUACCUCCCACCUGUUUGUAAGCUUCCCAGGCUUUCACCUGGAUUGGUUGAUACUGUAACUUGACUGUACACACCCUAUUGAUAAACUAUUUAUAUUGCAUUGUGCAUUAUCGUGUGUGCCAAAUCUCAUGAGGGAUAUACUGUACCAGACAACUUGUUCUUUUUUGUGCUUUAUACAUUUACUCAUACAAUUCAGUUGUUUGGUUGGGUUGCCAUUUUUUAGGGCUCUUUCUUAAAACACUGAAAUACCAACUCAUGCAUGGCAAAUAUGAAAUCAUGCAUGCACUGCAGAAGUUCUGAAACUCUUGUGUAUUCUUGAAGCACCUCGUAUACAGCUUUGAAUGACAAACCUCGAGAAACAGUCUUAAUUCUGCGUUGUACUGUACGAUUCUCACUGAUUUGUACAGUGGCCUAAUAUCUUGUAAUAAAGAUUAUGACAAAGUA
Messenger RNA from Dicentrarchus labrax (European seabass), 2028 nucleotides. It is a transcript of the gene camk2n1, whose product is annotated as calcium/calmodulin dependent protein kinase II inhibitor 1. Gene Ontology annotation, biological process: negative regulation of protein kinase activity. Gene Ontology annotation, molecular function: protein kinase binding; calcium-dependent protein kinase inhibitor activity. The record is from RefSeq and is a predicted model, not a curated record. The transcript is spliced from 2 exons. Lineage: Eukaryota; Metazoa; Chordata; Actinopteri; Moronidae. Bases 565 to 807 code for a protein of 80 amino acids.